AGAGAGCAGGCAAGCGAGAAAAGAGAAAGCUUGCCGAGAUGGGGAGAGCCUUCGUCUACGUGAUACUAGGUGGAGGAGUCGCUGCUGGCUAUGCUGCGCUCGAGUUUGUCCGACGUGGAAUCUCCAAUGGCAAGCUCUGCAUUAUCUCUGAGGAAUCUGUUGCACCUUAUGAACGACCUGCACUGAGCAAAGGAUUUUUACUUCCAGAAGAUCCUGCACGCCUUCCAUCAUUUCAUACUUGUGUAGGUGUCAAUGAGGAGAGGUUGACACCAGAAUGGUAUAGGGAGCAUGGCAUUGAACUUGUUCUUGGAACUAAGGUAAAAUCUGCUGACGUGAGACGGAAGACAUUGCUUACAGCAACUGGAGAGACUAUCAGUUACAAGAUUCUCAUCAUUGCAACAGGUGCUCGGCCUUUAAAGCUCGAAGAAUUUGGAGUGAUGGGAUCUGAUGCUGAAAAUAUCUGUUAUUUACGCAAUUUGGCUGAUGCAAGUAGGCUGGUGGAUGUAAUGCGCUCUUGUACUGAGGGAAAUGCUGUUGUCGUUGGUGGUGGCUACAUUGGCAUGGAAUGCACGGCAGCAUUGGUAAAAAAUCGAAUAAAAGUAACCUGGGUCUUCCCUGGGAAACAUUGCAUGGAACGUGUAUUUACACCGAAGAUCGCUGCGUUCUAUGAAGAAUAUUACAAGAAAAUGGGAGUUCAUUUCAUAAAAGGAACAGUGGUGACAUCAUUUGAAAAUGACUCAGGGGGGAAGGUGACAGCAGUGAUUCUUAAAGAUGGCAGACGUCUUCCUGCUGACAUGGCUGUGGUCGGCAUCGGUAUCCGUGCAAACAGCAGUCUGUUUGAAGGUCAACUGAAAAUGGAGAAAGGUGGGAUUAAGGUGAACGGACGAAUGCAAACCAGCAACAGCUCUGUGUUUGCCGUUGGUGAUGUUGCCGCAUUCCCCAUCAAACUCUUUGGCAACGAUGUCCGUCGACUCGAGCAUGUUGACUCUGCGCGAAAGACUGCGAGGCAUGCAGUGGCUGCAAUCAUGGCGCCUUGCAAAACUGGUGACCUUGACUAUCUCCCAUUCUUCUACUCCAGAGUCUUCACACUCUCUUGGCAGUUCUAUGGAGAUAACGUCGGCGAAGUCGUCCACUUUGGUGAUUUUUCUACCGGGGGCUUUGGUGCAUAUUGGAUCGACAAAGGCCGGAUGAUGGGAGCUUUCCUUGAGAGUGGAAGCAAAGAAGAGUAUGAGGCAAUAGCAAAGGCUGUUAAGCUCAAGGCGACAGUCAAAGACAUGGCCAAGCUUGAAGGAGAAGGCCUUGAAUUUGCUUUCAAGGUAAGCGAGCAGACAAUGCCGGAGAGUCUAGAAUGGCUGACAACGUAUGGAUGGCAUGCCUCGGCUGGUGUUGCUGUAGCUCUGUCAAUUGCUGCGUUUGCUUACUGGUGCGAGAGGUGGCGCGAGGUAUGAUGACAAUGAGAAAAAGGAAUUAUGGAAAGAGUGGGUGCAGCAUCCAUGGUAAUGUAUUAGGUCCAACACCAGUAGUUUGAAGGUGGAAAGAAGCUUUGUUGCAGCGUGGUGAAAGCUUCUCAUUUCUCAAAAGAGCAGGCAUGAGUUGAGACCCUUGUAGUCACGAUGCAUCUUACAAUGAACAUCUUGUGUACCACACUCUGUAUGUGUGUGUGAUCAAAUGGGCUGGACCUGGGCUCAGUUAGCAACAAAUUUCCAUAGGGCCGGCCCAUAUAAUGUGGAGGUUUGCUCAUGGUCUAGCCCAUUUGCAUCCCGGAAGGUGGUAGAGCGUGUGGUUUUCCUUUUGGAUUUUGCUUUUUUUUCUUUUCUUUUUCAAAAAAAAAAAAAAAACU
Molecule: messenger RNA, 1840 nt
Organism: Elaeis guineensis (African oil palm)
Lineage: Eukaryota; Viridiplantae; Streptophyta; Magnoliopsida; Arecales; Arecaceae
Product: monodehydroascorbate reductase 2, peroxisomal-like
Cellular component (GO): cytoplasm
Molecular function (GO): oxidoreductase activity, acting on NAD(P)H
Source: RefSeq, a predicted model, not a curated record